Molecule: messenger RNA, 729 nt
Organism: Phodopus roborovskii (desert hamster)
Lineage: Eukaryota; Metazoa; Chordata; Mammalia; Rodentia; Cricetidae
Gene: Tprkb
Product: TP53RK binding protein
Exons: 4
Coding region: 72-599 (175 amino acids)
Biological process (GO): telomere maintenance via recombination; tRNA threonylcarbamoyladenosine modification
Cellular component (GO): EKC/KEOPS complex; cytosol; nucleus
Source: RefSeq, a predicted model, not a curated record
CAGGGUCGGGAAGAUGGAUAUAAUCUGUUGGUCCUUUGCUUUUGUCCAGGAGUGUCCUCCUUGUCUAUGAAAUGCAGCUAUCAAGGCAGUUGGACCUGUUUCCUGAAUGCACAGUGACCCUUCUGUUAUUUAAAGGUGUGAAAAAUGCAGGGGACCUGAAAAGAAAAGCCAUGGAAGGAUCGAUCACCGGCUCAUUGAUAAACCCUAAUGUGAUCGUCGAUCCAUUUCAGAUACUUGUGGCAGCAAACAAAGCUAUUCAUCUCCACAAACUGGGAAAAAUGAAGACGAGGACUCUGUCUACUGAAAUUAUCUUCAACCUCUCCCCAAAUAAUAAUAUUUCAGAGGCUUUGAAGAAAUUUGGUAUCUCAGAGUGUGAUACUUCAGUUCUGAUAGUUUACGUUGAGGAGGAAGAAAAACAAACACACCUUGAACACCUAACAUCUCAAGUGGACGGCCAGCAGGUGCCUCUGGAAUGUCUUCCAGAAGUAACAAAGCUCUCAGAAGUCAAAAAGAUAUAUAAACUGUCAUCACAAGAAGAGAGUAUUGGGACAUUAUUGGAUGCUAUCAUUUGUAGGAUGUCAACAAAGGAUGUUCUAUAAGAUCCUCAAAACAUCAACAGAAAAUUUCAGAGUCAAUCACCAGCUGGGUUGUUUUUUUCUUUUCUUUUUUUCCUGGUUCUAAAAUUAACAUAUCAUUGAAAAGGGGAGAAAUAAACCACUACUAUCCCUA